GUCAUUUCAACAGGGAAGGAGGAAACCGGGCUAAAGAAUGACACUGUAGUCGGCAUUGUUACAGUUUGGGGGGUUUUAAGUCUGUUACAGCCCUUCAGCGUUUAAAUUAAACCUUGCUGUUUUUGUCUGGUUCGUAAAGAGCACUAAAAAGAGAGCACACACAACAGUCCCUGAACACAGUGACAAGAUGAGUCUUCCCCUCUCACGCUCUGAGGUGUUUGGGCAGCUGAGGAAAGAGCUACAUGAUGAUGUGGAAUUUCACCAGUCUGACGUUCAUAUUUUUAUCAUCAUGGGUGCUUCGGGAGAUUUGGCGAAAAAGAAAAUCUACCCAACUUUGUGGUGGUUGUUCAGAGAUGGUCUUCUCCCUGAACAGACGUAUUUUGUAGGAUUUGCGCGCUCUGAUCUGACCGUGGAUGCCAUACGCACGGCCUGCAUGCCCUACAUGAAGGUGGCAGAUACUGAAGCUGAUCGGCUUGCUGCAUUCUUCAGCAGAAACUCUUACAUCAGCGGGAAGUAUGUGGACGAAUCGUCUUUUGCUAACCUGAACACUCACCUGCUGUCCCUGCCUGGAGGAGCCGAGGCCAACCGCCUCUUCUACCUGGCCCUGCCGCCCAGCGUGUACCACGACGUCACCAAGAACAUCAAGCAUCAGUGCAUGAGCACCAAAGGCUGGAACAGGAUAAUCGUGGAGAAGCCUUUUGGACGUGACCUGCAGAGUUCAGAGGAGUUAUCCAGUCAUCUCUCUUCUCUCUUCACGGAGGACCAGAUUUACCGUAUAGACCAUUACCUCGGCAAAGAGAUGGUCCAGAACCUCAUGGUUCUCAGGUUUGGAAACAGGAUAUUUGGUCCCAUAUGGAACCGGGACAGUGUGGCAUGUGUGGUUCUGACCUUCAAAGAGCCGUUUGGUACCCAGGGCCGGGGGGGAUAUUUUGACGAUUUCGGUAUAAUACGUGAUGUGAUGCAGAACCACCUGCUGCAGAUGCUCUGUCUGGUUGCCAUGGAGAAGCCUGCAUCCACCAGCUCUGAUGAUGUUAGAGAUGAGAAGGUGAAGGUGCUGAAGUGCAUUGAGCCGGUCUCUCUCUCAGAUGUGGUCUUGGGUCAGUAUGUGGGUGAUCCAAAUGGAGAAGGAGAAGCUAAACUUGGCUAUCUAGAUGAUAAAACGGUCCCUGAAGGCUCCACUCAGGCUACUUUUGCCACAGCAGUGCUUUAUGUAAAGAACGAACGCUGGGAUGGUGUUCCCUUCGUCCUCCGGUGUGGAAAGGCUCUGAAUGAGAGGAAGGCCGAGGUGAGGCUGCAGUUCACAGACGUUCCUGGAGACAUCUUCAACUCUCAGUGCAGGAGGAACGAGUUGGUGGUGCGCGUGCAGCCCAACGAGGCCAUCUACGCCAAGAUGAUGAGCAAGAAACCCGGAGUCUACUUCAGCCCUGAAGAGACGGAGCUGGAUCUGACCUACCACAGCAGAUACAGGGACGUUAAGCUGCCUGACGCCUACGAACGUCUGAUUCUGGACGUCUUCUGUGGCAGCCAAAUGCAUUUUGUACGAAGUGACGAGUUGAGGGAAGCCUGGAGGAUCUUCACUCCUCUGCUUCAUAAGAUAGAGAAGGAGAAGACGCCACCCAUCAAGUACAAAUACGGAAGCCGUGGUCCCGCCGAGGCCGAUGAGCUGGUACAGAAGGUGGGCUUCCGCUACGAGGGUACAUACAAAUGGGUGAACCCACACAAACUGUGAGAGAACGGGACGACGGAAAUGGCAACCUGAAGCAUUUUUUCUUUUUGGAAUCAGAUGAGUGCCUGAAAUAAAAGAGAGAAAAGGGCACUUAAGUAUUUGAAGAUGCACUCUGGACCAACGAUGUUAGCAAACACUUUGUAUGCUAUUAAACAUAACCAGCUCAAUAUGAUAUAUAGUGCUUUACAGGAGAUUUUUUCAUUAUUUUGUUCUAUAUUUCAUUCUAAACAAUUUUUAGUUAUGCAUCAUUAUUGUAUUUUAUACUGCGCUGCUUUUUCUCUGUUACGCAUUCCUCUUUCAACAAGCAGAAGUCUUGCAUUAAAUACUGUCCACGUUUCAGAAGUGGCAUAAAGGGUACAAUCUGCUCCUGCGGUGGUGGUGGUAUUCAUGUAUUUUCUUGCAUUUGUUUUGUAGAAAUCAAUGCUAUAACUGGACCACACAAAAGAAAGAUACCAUAAGCUUCCAGGUAUUAGGAUUCCAGUGCAUGUACUGUAUGUAUAUGCCAUUUAACCAUGUCUUAAGGUUCCCACCGAUUGGCUUAAUGAGCCACGAAUAUGAGUAGUCUUAUUAAAGUAGAUGUAUUACAUUCCACAUCGCUCUGUAAAUAAUUUAAUAGAUGAGCUUUAAUGUUUGUUCCUUCAUUUGGGCUCGGUCUAUUUCUGCUCGCUGUUGCUUUUGGUGUCAGCACUACGUAUAUAGACACUGAACCAGUGUCUCUUACCAAUUUUGUUGUGUUGUGAGGUUGUGUUUUUGACAGCACUGAAUCUCAACAUCCUGUGUGGCUGCCUAAAACAAAUAAUUUUCUGAAUAACUGCUUGUCUGGCUUUUUUUUUUUUUGGGCUUCUAAAACAUAUUUGUGAGUUAUUUAAUUUCUCUGUACAAGUUCAGUCCAGUGUUUUCUAUUUUAUUAUAAUAGACAAAUACUUUUACAAUAAAGCAUAGUUAAGAUGCCUCA
Messenger RNA from Puntigrus tetrazona (Sumatra barb), 2681 nucleotides. RefSeq names its product glucose-6-phosphate dehydrogenase (gene g6pd). The transcript has 14 exons. Gene Ontology annotation, biological process: glucose metabolic process; pentose-phosphate shunt, oxidative branch. The record is from RefSeq and is a predicted model, not a curated record. NCBI's taxonomy places the organism in Eukaryota, Metazoa, Chordata, Actinopteri, Cypriniformes, Cyprinidae. Gene Ontology annotation, molecular function: NADP binding; glucose-6-phosphate dehydrogenase activity. Bases 188 to 1729 code for a protein of 513 amino acids. Gene Ontology annotation, cellular component: cytosol.